AUGACGGCAACAAGUAAAAAUAUUGAAUUAAUUGUGAAACAAUGGACUACAUUUGAUUUGAAAACAAUUCAGCAUGAUUUGGAUGUGACAACCACUGAAAUAGCUAGUCGUGCUGAUGAAAGUGAUCAAUCAAGAAAAAAAUUGGUUGAAUUAAGUCGAGAUUUUAAGAAAAAUACCAGUGAAGAUGUGCGCAAAGCCGUUGCACCUAUAUUAAAAUCAUUUCAAAUCGAAAUUGACAGUUUAUCAAAACGAAGUAAAGCAGCUGAAAAAGCUUUUCUAGAAAUUUAUCGACAUUUAACUGAAUUAUCCGAUCCUGUGCCAGCCCUUGAAUACGCUCAAACAUUACAACGACGAGCAGAAAAAGUAUCGGAUCUUGAAGUUGAAAAUCAAAAAUUACGAGAAACUUUAGAUGAAUAUAAUCAUGAAUUUGCUGAUGUAAAAAAUCAAGAAGUGACAAUUAAGCAAUUACGUGAAAAAAUUAAAGAUUUAGAAGAUAAAACAGAAUCAACUAUUCAGCAACGUGUUAAAGAAAAAGAAAAAGAACUUCAACGUAUCUUCAGCGAAAAAGAACGGCAGUUACAAAGUCAACAAUUUGAUCUUGUUACUAAAUAUGGAGAAAUGGAAAUGCGUCAAACACAAUUACAAUCAGCAUUAGAUCAUGCACAUCAAGAAAUGUUUGAAUAUAAAUCUAAACAAGAUGAUGUAACAAGUGCACGUUCAUCUGAAAUUGAUAUACUUAAUCAAGAUUUAGAACGAGUUAAUGAACGUGCAGCAAAUGCUGAACAUUUAGUUGAUAAACUUCGUGAACAACUUGAUCAAGCCCAACAAUAUAUGACAUCAUCAACAGCAACAAACAAAAAUUUCGAUGACAAUCUUUCUCAAGAACAAUCCGAACGAAAAUUACGUGAAAAACUCGAACUUGAAUUAGCAAGUAAAGAACGUGAAAUAGCAGCUUUAGUUACUGAUACACAAAAAUUACAAUCAACUUUAAUUAAAGUUAAAGAAACAUCAGUUUCACAGAUAUCUGAUCUUGAAAAUGUUUUAAAUACAAAAGACAAACAUAUUGCACAACUUGAAAGUAAAUUACAUAGUCUAGCUGAUUAUGAUGAAAUUAAACGAGAAUUAACUAUUUUAAAAUCAAUUGAAUUUCCUUCAAUGAAUCGUUCAAAUGAUGAACAAACAAAUAAUCUAUCAAAGAAAUCAUUGGAAACACUUUUAUUAGAAAAAAAUCGAACUUUACAAAGUGAAAAUACCCAAAUGAAAGUCGCAAAUGCUGAUCUUGAAAUUAUUUCACUUCUAUCAUCAAACGAUACACUUCAAUCAUCUUGCAAUUCUCUCUCUGUUCCUGUUGAUACAAAAUAUCCACUAUGUCCAACAAUGAUUACACCAACAGCUCCACUUUUAUUAUCAACAUCAUCAUCAUCCGAUCUCUAUUCCGGUCAACAACUUAAUGCCGUCCAAUGGACGAAACUUACAUGUCCAUCAUCUUCAGAUGUUAAAUCAUCUAUAUCUACACCAUCAAUUAAUAAUUCUUUAGAACCUCUUGAAACAACACAUGUAGCAAAUAUUGUACGAAAAAUUCUUGCACAACAUAAUAUUGGUCAACGUAUUUUUGCUCGUUAUGUCUUAAGUUUAUCUCAAGGUACAGUUAGUGAAUUAUUAUCAAAACCUAAACCAUGGGCAAAAUUAACAGAAAAAGGAAAAGAAAGUUAUAGAAAAAUGUGGUCUUGGGCUAAUUCUGAAGAAAGUAUUUUAGCAUUAAAAAGUAUUAGCCCACGUAAAGGUUCAAAAGAUUCGACAUUUACUACGAUACAACAAAAACUUGUUCAAGUUGUGUCGGAUACACAAAAACCUUCUCGUACACCUUCAGCAUCAUCAUCAGCAGCAUCAUCACGAGCACCUUCACCUUCCGAACAAAAUUCAUUUAUACCUCCCGCCAUAUUUUCAGCAUUUGUUCCAUCAUUAUUAAUGCAAACAACAAAUAGACUUAAAAAUGAAUCUUAUCCAUCCUAUAAUGUUCUUUGUCCUCAACCAGAUAAUUAUCGUAAUUGGUUAAUGUUACAAGAAAUUGUUCGAAAUAAUACAUUAUUUAAACAAUUAAAAUCAUCACCAGAUACAGAUGAAAGUGAACAAGAAAAUGAAGAUGAUAUUGAUAAAGAUACAACAGAAAUUCCAUUAGAUUUAAGUAUGAAAAUUGAUACAGAUCAAACUACAAUAAAUAAACAAACUGUCAUUAAAAAUAAUAAAACAAUUUUAACACCAUUAAAUGAACAAGAUAUAGC
Molecule: messenger RNA, 2282 nt
Organism: Adineta steineri
Lineage: Eukaryota; Metazoa; Rotifera; Eurotatoria; Adinetida; Adinetidae
Source: the annotation of a GenBank genome assembly